This is a messenger RNA of Anguilla anguilla (European eel), 2574 nucleotides long. RefSeq names its product zinc finger CCCH domain-containing protein 14-like. The record is from RefSeq and is a predicted model, not a curated record. The transcript is spliced from 16 exons. Gene Ontology annotation, molecular function: metal ion binding; poly(A) binding. Gene Ontology annotation, biological process: regulation of mRNA stability. Gene Ontology annotation, cellular component: cytoplasm; nucleus. NCBI's taxonomy places the organism in Eukaryota, Metazoa, Chordata, Actinopteri, Anguilliformes, Anguillidae. The coding region runs from base 219 to 1973 and encodes 584 amino acids.
GCGAAACGUGAUAACGUGGGAGUACGGUCCUCGGUCUCCGUCAGUGUCCUGGGUAAAGCCUACCCAGUAUGCACUUCGAUGUCUUACACUUUAACUUAUCGUAAGUGUUGGUAAAGUAGACGUUAGGGGGAAGCGGUUUGCCGACUGAAAAUCAAGCGCUAUAGCAAAAUUUCAAAGCCGUUAAUUUUGAAAUAGUCUUUGAUGACGUAGGCUACAUUAUGGAGUAUGACACGGAUUUGACAAAGUAUAUACGGGCUGCGAUUAAAAGAAAACUGCAGGAACUUGGUCCUUGUGUUGAAGAAGAGCUUACUGAUUACAUCAUGGUUCUGGUGGCCAACAAGAAGAAUUCCCACCAGAUGGCAGAAGACCUUUCCCUGUUCCUUGGCCGCAACUCUGUCAAAUUCACUCUUUGGCUACAUGGAGUCUUAGAAAAACUUGAUUCAAUGGCUAUUGAUCCAGGUUUGUUGAGGCCCCAUUACCUCCAGGCAAUGUCCAGUGUUUCCAUUGGCCAGGCUGACGGGGGAGGGGAAGAGCUGCAGGCCUCCACCCUAUCCAGCAUGCACUCACACAGUAUGGAUGCCCCGCUCUCCAUCAGCAACACUUUUACGCAUUACAGGAAUUGCUUCACAGAGAAGAGCGUGCUGCAUGUGUCACGUACUGUUCAGCCACCGAUUGGGCGUCUGUACAGCGAUGCCGGGUUUCGUGUUGAGCCAGAGCUGGGCAAGGCCCCUGAAGCUGCCUUUACCAGCAGACCUGGCCUGAAAAUGGGAGUCACAGUCCCCUGUGGUUUGGGCUGGCCCUCACAGGGCACUGGGCACCAGCUGAGCCCCUCCCAGGUCCCGGACGGUACGCAUGGCCACAGGUCCUCUGAACCGCCCCGGGGCAUAGAUCAACCGCAGUACGUCUACAGGAGGCCGGAGGAUAGCUGCCCUGCAGGGGACCCAGUCACUAGAGCAAGCAAGGACAGGGAUAACAGAGAGGAAGUGAUGUCCUGGAGGUGGGAGCACCAAAUGGUGAGCUCCAUAGAGCAUCCGAGGAGCGACACAGGUCAGAGCAGAUCUUCAGCAUUCCACCGUCUGCUAGGCAGGUGGGAUGAGAGGGAGUCUCAGAGUAGCGUCAGUCCCAAGUUCAUUGUGACGCUAGAUGGAGCACCCACUCCUUUGAAGAAACUGGAGGAUGAUGGGAAGGAAGAUGAGAGUCAGAGCAGAUCUUCAGCUUUCCACCCUCUGCUAGGCCGGCCCAAGGAGGAAGCGAAGGAGGAGCUAGUGUCUGAGGUGGGAGGACCCAGCGACGCCCACUGCUUCAUGCAAAGGAAGCCACUGGUAGGAGGCUCAAUCAGAAGAAAAUUAGCCACUACGGUGGGGGAGGAAGCCCUGGUCUCCACCCCACACGUGGCCCAGGGCAGCAGGUGGGAUGAGUCUCAGAGUGGCGUCAGUCCCAAGUUCAUUGUGACGCUAGAUGGAGCACCCACUCCUUUGAAGAAACUGGAGGAUGAUGGGAGGGAAGAUGAGAGUGAGUUGUACUACUCUGAUGAGGAGAACGGAUCGAUGGGAGCCAAACGUCGGAAGGUUCCAGAGCGCUGCAGGUUCUGGCCUGUGUGCGAGAGCGGGGACAAGUGCCUGUACCACCACCCCAUAACUCAUUGCAAAACCUUCCCUCACUGCAGUUUUGGGGACAAGUGCCUCUUCAUUCACCCCGACUGUAAGUACAAUGCUCAGUGUACGAGGGCGGAUUGCCCCUACACACACAGCAGUAAGAGAAGUCUCACCCCUUUAUCCAGGCCGGAAGCAAAGUUGCCUCCUGAUUUGUGUCACUUCUUCCCAGAGUGUGAGAAGAUGGACUGCCAGUUUUAUCACCCAAAACCUUGCCGAUUUAGGACCAGAUGUAAACGGGCGGACUGUUACUUUUACCAUCCGCCUGUGCCGUCAGGACACGCCCAAGCAGGGCAGAUUCCUAAGCAGUUAAAUGGCUGAACUGCGCAAAAAAAAAUGUGGUUACAUUUUUUUUUCUUUUGGACUGGAAUAAAUAUUUAUUUUAUAAAUGUUUUUUAACGCUUUUUUUGAUUUUUCCCUACCUGUUUGGAAUGCCCAGUCAUGUUCAGGCUGCACGAUUGGGCGUUCCAAAUGUGCCUUCCUUUAAAGCACAUUAUGUCAGCCACCAAUUCUUGUCACACCACAUUUCCCAAGUCAGGCUCGCACAGACAUCAAAUCAGAGGAAGACAUUGCAUCUGCAGCUCAACAGAAAUAAUUGUGAGAACCAGACUGACCAGCAGGGGUUGCUUAUGCUCGACAAGGCUGUCAUCCUGGCUGACUGAAACCCUCCCAUCCCUGGGCUACAGACAGCUGUGCACCGCCCUACGGGCUGGCACCUGUGCAGUCCAUAUUUAAUACCAGAGCAUGGGUCCCCAUCCAUGCAGUGACUACAGCAAUGCCUAAACUCAAUGAGCCACCCACCAGCACCUCUUUUAUAGACAUUUGCAUAUUCAUAUCCGUAAUACAAAUUGUAUGAAGUGUUUUAUAUUUUGAGUAAAUCAGCUUUAUGGACUGUAAUGAAGAAUAAAGACUAAAAAUCUAA